Molecule: messenger RNA, 972 nt
Organism: Papilio machaon (common yellow swallowtail)
Lineage: Eukaryota; Metazoa; Arthropoda; Insecta; Lepidoptera; Papilionidae
Gene: Alr
Product: FAD-linked sulfhydryl oxidase ALR
Exons: 3
Coding region: 219-698 (159 amino acids)
Cellular component (GO): mitochondrion
Molecular function (GO): flavin adenine dinucleotide binding; flavin-dependent sulfhydryl oxidase activity
Source: RefSeq, a predicted model, not a curated record
ACUUUGACAUAUGACAACAAAUGACAAUUUGUUGAUCGGGGCGAAAAUUUUAAAUUUAAAAUCUUAUUUUGCAAAUUACUUUAAAAUUAACAAAUUAAAAAAAAUCGUGUACUAAACGCAAUCAAAAACUAAAAAAUGAUCUAGUGUUCUAUUAAGGUAGUGAUGUUGCGCAAUUUUAAUUUUGAUUUCAUGAGGACGAAUGAAGAGUUUAGAUAAAUAUGCCUUCUCAUGACGAGGAAGAUAAGCCUUGCAGAGCCUGCAAUGACUUUAAAACGUGGUCCAAGAAGCAAUCAAAAACUAAGAAAGAAAUACCUGCCCCGCAGACGAAUGCACCGUCCACAGAACAAGAAAAGAGAAAGGAGUGUCCUUUGGACAAAGAUGAGUUAGGCACAUCAACAUGGGGAUUCCUACAUUCAAUGGCGUCAUACUAUCCCGAGAAACCCUCAACAUCACAAGCAAAAGACAUGGAUAGUUUUUUCAAACUGUUUGGAGAAUUUUAUCCAUGUGAGCCAUGUGCUAUAGACUUUAGAGAAGACAUUAAGGCACAUCCACCAAAGACAAAAUCAAGAGAUGAGUUAGCAAAAUGGUUGUGUGAAAGACACAACACAGUUAACAAAAAGUUGGGCAAGCCUAUGUUUGAUUGUAGCAAAGUGCAUGAGAGAUGGCGUGAUGGCUGGCCGGAUGGAUCUUGUGACUAGCAUUUAUUACUUGAAAGUAGUCUGCUAUGAACAUAUGGGAUAAGGGUUCUUAGUCCAAUAUUACUUUAUAUAAUAUUUUUAUUGUACAGUUAUAUAUGCAAUUUUGUUUCUCAACUUAACAUAUGAUGCCAACCACUUUCAACUUACUUUUUGGAACUAAAUCCAAGUUUUAACAAUCAAGUAUAGCUGAAGUGGUUUUGUGGAUUUUGUUCAUCAACCACCAAACAUCAGUACUAUCUAAAAUCCAAGUGUGAAGUAACAAGCAGCAUAAUAU